Messenger RNA from Phytophthora infestans T30-4, 1330 nucleotides. RefSeq lists its product as uncharacterized. Bases 33 to 1274 code for a protein of 413 amino acids. The record is from RefSeq and is a predicted model, not a curated record. The transcript is spliced from 3 exons. Lineage: Eukaryota; Oomycota; Peronosporomycetes; Peronosporales; Peronosporaceae. Gene Ontology annotation, molecular function: carbohydrate transmembrane transporter activity. Gene Ontology annotation, biological process: carbohydrate transmembrane transport. Gene Ontology annotation, cellular component: membrane.
CUUCUCUGCCACGCCAGCGGACGCCUCCAGCUAUGAGCGACCAAGUGGUUCUGGGCUACACCGCCGCCAUCGUCGCCGUCUUCUUCUACGGAACCUGCUACGUGCCCGCCAAGACCUACGCCACCUACGAUGGCAUCAUUUUCCAGUGGUUUAUGUGUUCGGGCAUCCUGAUGGUGGGCAUCGCCUGGGGUUUACUCAGCAACAAUUGGUCCCAAUACUCCCAUUCCGGCAUGUUCACGUUCCCCGAGGGGUUAUUGGGUGGCGCUUUAUUCGCCAUCGCCAACCUAUUAAUCCCAACUGUGGUCAACACGUUGGGUCUCGGCGUGGGUUUUAUGCUCUGGAACGCCACCAACAUCACGUUGGGUUAUUGCGUCUCUCGUCUGGGUCUUUUCGGCGUAUCACCCACAAUCCCCAACAUGCCAUGGAUCAGUUUGCUGGGCAUCGCCUUCAUGCUCGCGUCGAUCGCAGUCUACGGGACCAUUAAACCCACUUUAAAAGCACCCAAAACAAAAAAAUCCAAGAAAACCAAGACAAAACCCAACGAAAACGCCGAAAACAGCGGCAGCAACGGCAGCCUCGCCAGUUCAGUGGAUGAAAACUCGCCUUUACUGCCGCAAUUCGCAGACGACGCGCAGUUGUCGGACAGUUCUCUUAAUCGACGCGAGUCGCUGCCGCAAGCGCUCAUGCACCCAGAAUUACCCAAUUUUGGCCCUUAUAUGAUGCCCAACGAGUUGGGUGAACACGUCGAAUUAAUCGACGCGGAAGCUGAAAAAACCCGCAAGAUUUUUGGGAUGACGAUUGCUCUGCUGGUGGGGGCAUUUCUAAGCUGCUGCCUCGUGCCGUUCGUCAACUGGAAGGACAGCUGCACGCCGUCGGACCCUGCGCUCAGUGGACCCAUUGUGGAGACGUGCAACCCGCUGAACUUCGUCUUCUCGCAGUGUCUGGGCGUCUACUUGACCAGUACCAUCGUCUUUUUACUGUACUCGGUCUUCCAUCGAUUCGUACUUAAGCGGUCGAUGCCUCGGAGCGUCAUGCGUCCCGCUUAUAUCUGCGGCGUCUUGUGGGGCAUCGGCUUGUGUGGCCAACUCUACGCUAUUGGAGCGUUAGGCUUCGAUCAGAUCUUCCCCAUCUGCUCUAUUGGGCCAGCGAUGGUGUCGAUGUUGUGGUCAGCUGGAUACUUUAAAGAAAUCCAGGGACCGAAAAAUCUACGGACGCUGGCGCUCGGCACGGCGCUCGUGCUGAUCGGCACUGGACUGCGUGUCAUCUCGAUGUAAAAAAAGAGAAUAAAUGACACUUUAAUUGCAUUAAUAAAACCCUAAAAAAAAGUAAA